Messenger RNA from Gossypium raimondii (Peruvian cotton), 2381 nucleotides. RefSeq names its product threonine--tRNA ligase, chloroplastic/mitochondrial 2. Bases 163 to 2151 code for a protein of 662 amino acids. The record is from RefSeq and is a predicted model, not a curated record. Lineage: Eukaryota; Viridiplantae; Streptophyta; Magnoliopsida; Malvales; Malvaceae. Gene Ontology annotation, biological process: threonyl-tRNA aminoacylation. The transcript is spliced from 7 exons. Gene Ontology annotation, cellular component: cytoplasm; mitochondrion; chloroplast stroma. Gene Ontology annotation, molecular function: threonine-tRNA ligase activity; ATP binding.
CGAGCAAAUUUGUUAUCCACCAAGACGCUCGAAAACCUCAUCCACAAACGAGAACCAGAAACUUGAAAUUCAGUUGAUAUUUUUUUAGCCAUAGCCAAAGCCAAAGCCAAAGCCAUAGCCAAUAGCACAAGGGGCUGAUGUUCAUAGUCCGCACUUCACACAAUGGCUACUUUCCAUUUUCUUCAAUCUUCCGCUCGUUUCCUUUCUAAACCCACUUCUCUCCCUCUCCCCAAUCCAUCCCUUUCCCUUCAUUUCCCUCUUAAACGCCUGGUUUCCUUCCCCAAACGCCCGGAACUCAAACGCUUACAUGAGGCAGCAGUGGCCACUGGCUCAGCUCAACCAGCAGUUGACCUCCAAAACGUCCCCGUACAGGAUACCCAGAAGCAAGAACAAUCUGGCAAACUUGUUCUUCCAACUAACGACUCAUCCGAUGAGCUCCUUAGAAUUAGACACACGUGUGCACAUGUAAUGGCAAUGGCAGUUCAAAAACUAUACCCAGACGCGAAAGUGACAAUUGGACCCUGGAUAGACAAUGGGUUUUACUAUGAUUUUGAUAUGGAGCCUUUGAGUGAUAAUGAUCUCAAGAGGAUUAAAAAGGAAAUGGAUCGGAUCAUUAAGCGAAAUUUACCGCUUGUAAGAGAAGAAGUUUCAAGAGAUGAAGCUCAGAAAAGGAUAAUGGCUGUAAAUGAACCUUACAAGAUGGAGAUUUUGGAUAGUAUUAAGGAGGAUCCUAUCACUAUCUAUCAUAUUGGGAAUGAAUGGUGGGAUCUUUGUGCCGGGCCACAUGUCGAAACUACGGGAAAGAUUAACAACAAAGCUUUUCAGCUCGAGUCCGUUGCUGGUGCUUAUUGGAGAGGAGAUGAAAAGAAACCUAUGCUACAGAGGAUAUAUGGAACUGCAUGGGAAAAUGAAGAACAACUGAAAGCUUACCUUCACUUCAAAGAGGAAGCUAAACGCCGGGAUCACAGACGUAUUGGCCAAGAUCUCGAUUUGUUUUCUAUACAGGAGGAGGCUGGCGGAGGUUUAGUCUUCUGGCAUCCGAAGGGUGCCAUUGUUAGGCAUAUUAUAGAAGAUUCAUGGAGGAAAACACACAUAGAACAUGGGUACGACUUGCUAUUUACUCCACAUGUGGCAAGGGCUGAUCUUUGGAAAAUUAGUGGUCAUCUAGACUUCUAUAAAGAAAAUAUGUAUGACCAGAUGGAGAUUGAGGAUGAACUUUAUCAACUUCGACCAAUGAAUUGCCCUUACCACAUAUUAGUAUACAAAAGGAAGCUUCAUUCUUAUCGAGACUUUCCCAUCAGAGUUGCAGAGCUUGGGACGGUCUAUAGAUACGAGUUGUCUGGUAGCUUACAUGGUCUGUUCCGUGUAAGAGGUUUUACCCAGGAUGAUGCUCACAUUUUCUGUUUGGAAGAUCAAAUCAAGGAUGAAAUCAGAGGGGUCUUAGAUCUUACCGAGGAGAUACUAUUGCAGUUUGGUUUCAGCAAGUACGAGGUAAACCUCUCAACUAGGCCAGAAAAGGCUGUGGGUGAUGAUGAUAUCUGGGAGAAGGCAACGGUAGCACUUAAAGAUGCUUUGGAUGAUAAAGGCUGGAGCUAUCAGAUUGAUGAAGGUGGUGGUGCCUUCUAUGGUCCGAAAAUUGAUCUUAAGAUAGAGGAUUCUCUUGGAAGGAAAUGGCAGUGCUCAACCAUCCAGGUUGAUUUUAACUUGCCAAAUCGAUUCGACAUUACUUAUGUUGACUCAAACUCAGAAAAGAGGCGUCCAAUCAUGAUCCAUAGGGCUGUGCUUGGAUCCUUGGAGCGAUUUUUUGGAGUCCUUAUAGAGCAUUAUGCUGGGGACUUUCCUUUGUGGCUGGCUCCAAUACAAGCUCGGGUUUUACCGGUUACUGAUACACAGCUUGGAUACUGUAAUGAGGUGGUUGGCAAACUCAAAUCCAAUGGCAUCCGUGCUGAAGUUUGCCAUGGUGAACGCUUGCCGAAGCUUAUCAGAAAUGCUGAGAAGCAGAAAAUUCCCCUAAUGGCAGUCGUGGGUCUGAAGGAAGUCGAAACGCAUAGUGUGACAGUUAGAUCUAGAUUUGGUGGAGAGUUGGGUACCAUGAAGAUUGAUGAAUUCAUCAGUAGCAUCCAGCAAGCCAUUAAAAACAGAACAUUGUAAAAUUCUUAAAGCAGGUGGUAAUUCAAGCUUUAUUUAUUGCAUAAGUAUGCAAAAAGGUGGAACAACAUAUUUUGAAAGAUGAAAAGUUUUUUUAUGUAUAUGAACAUAGUUCCAGAUUUGUUCUGUAUUUCGUUUUCUGUUUUUCUGGAAAGGGAACACAUAGUUCCCCUUGACAUGAUAAUGUUGGUUACUAGAUCAACGUCAUUUACAUCUCUUCAUCCAUUAUUUCA